AAAUGGGCUCCAAUGCGCAUGCGUCAUCGUGCCCGUCUGGAAACAGAGAGGCAUCCACUUCCUAGCGUCAACCGUCUUUUCUUUUUCUGCCGGUUCAUAUAUUAACUGCGACAUUUUAGUUGAGAGAAGAGAGAAAUUAUAACACCUUAAAAUGUCGACGAAACCUGCCAGUGACGAUGUCAUCAAGAGCGUCAAAGAUAUUGAUAAAGUAUUAGAAGAUAAGGCAGAUGAUAACCAGUCAGAAUGUUCCGAGGAAGAUAAAGUAUACAGAGUCAAACUGACAUUUAUUCCUGUAUUUUUGUUAGAAAUUCUUGCGUUAGGAUGUUUGGCCAUAUUAGCAUAUUUCUUAAGAUUUGAUUCAAAAUUUCCUAUAGCCAAAUAUGGAUUUAAUCUUUGUGAUUAUUCAAUUUCACUUCCCAAGGAUCCAUCACAGACUAAUUAUUCUCUUCCGUUAGAUAUUCAACCAACAGUAUUAUAUGCAUCAGUCUUUGGAUUUCCUUUAAUUAUGAUCGCUGCUGGAGAAUUGCUGUAUUUUAUUUUUUCCAGCAAACCGAGAAAAGUUAUUCGUGCUGGAUGUAUUCAUUGCAAAAUGCACAAAUUAACGAGAAGGAUCAUUCGGUUUGCAGGGACGUAUAUGUUUGGAUUGCUAUUCACAAGUAUCCUAACUGACGCACUGAAGCUAUCUACAGGUCGGCACAGACCGUAUUUUAUCGAAGAGUGUGGUGUCAACAAUACUGUAUGUCAGUCUACGAAGUAUAUGUAUAUUUCUCCUUUUCAGGUAGUUUGCAAAACACCCGAAGAUAAACUGAGAGAAGCCAGGAUGUCUUUUCCAUCGGCAUACGCUUCUCUUUCUGCUUAUGCUGCGGUUUUUAUUAUGAUUUAUAUCCAUAACAUUAUGUCAACUCGAUCAUCUCGACUUUUACGUCCAUCACUAAUUCUCAUCAUCUCAGGACUUGCUUUGGUGUGCGGAUGUUCUAGAAUUGGUUUACAUCGCAAUCAUUGGUCUGAUGUUGUAGUUGGUUUCCUGUUAGGAGGAGGAAUUGGUGUAUAUAUUAGUUGUUCUAUACUGACUUGUUUCAAAGAAUAUCAUGAGACCAAACAUAAUCAAUGCUGCAAGCGAGAGGACUAUGAUGAUAAACGUACUCGUCCUUUAUUUUUCCGAUAUUUUCGUAUUCCUCACGUGUCCUUCCACGACAGAUCUGGAAAGCCCUAUUUUACGACCGAUCGUGAUGGAUUUCAUGGUACGAUGCCCGUUAACGAGGCAUUUCAGAAGGAUCUUCACAAGCACGUCGAAAAUUACGGAAAGAGGCAUAAAUGCCAAGCAUAAUGUUUCCUAUAUAUGUGUUAUAAUUUGACGAGAAGAUUGGAUGUCCCGGUCCAACAAUAGCGUACAGUAUUAAUAUUGUCAUCCCAUUUAAUAUUUUAUUUAUCUAAAUGAAGAUUUGUACAGUGGAGUGUGUGAAAUCUGUGAUGUAUUAGUGAGUCUUUUUAAAUGAUGAUAAUGGACUAAACUUUAUAAUGCUAUUUGAUAAAAAAAAGAAACAAAAACAAAACAAAUUCGUCAAUCCUCAGAUUAAACAUUACCUUCAAUUACUAUUAUAUUCUUUCUAAUAUUAGGAAUUUAUUUGACAUUAAUUGUUUCAAAUUAUGUGGAUCAUUUAAAUUAGUUCAUAAGAGAGUACAGGCUAAUAAAAUGGCAGAUGGGAUAAUAAAGAAAGUCUAGAAUAUAUCUCGAAAGCAUUAGAAAGUAUUGUGGAAUAUAACUGUUAAUAUUUCCUAAUUAUCAUAUCAUUAGUGAUUAUAAUUAUCAUUUAUUCGAAAGACUUUUUAAUCUAUUCAAUUUUUUCAUUCAGUUUUCGAGGGGUUUAUUCAUAUACGAAGAUCAUUUUAAUUAAUUUUAGAAUUAAUGAUGCAAGAUAAUUUCAACAUCGAAGGAAAUUUAUUCUAUUUUUUUUUUUUUUUUAAAUAGAAAAAUUAUUUUUAAGAUAGACUUCAACCGCUAAUUUUUUCAGUUGUUGAUUCGUGUCUCAAGUUUUUAAACGAAAAUAAAUUAUCACUAUUCUAAUUACAUUCCCUCUUCUAUUUUGAGAACCUUUUUUCCUAUGUCUUUUUGUCUUUUAAUUAGUUAAAAUUUAUUAAGGAUAUCAUUAAAAGCAAUUUCAAAUUAACAUCCUCUUAAAUAAACUAAUAAUAAAAUUUGAUAACUAAAUUAUAUAUAUAUAUAUAUAUAUAUAAAAUUUUCUUCCUAAAAUGAUUCCUAAUUUAUUCUAAUGAGUAAAUAAUUCCUCGGGUGAAAAUAAAUAAAAUUUCUGCGUAUUUAUUGCUGCCAUUUAGUAAAUUAUCACCUAAAUCUAUAAAGUUCACACAUUCUUAUUCUCGUCUUUUCAUUCCGUGAUAUUGAAAUAAGAACAAAAUUUAUAUUCCCCAAAUUAAAAUUUGCAUUUCAUGUAAUUCCUAAUGAAUCUGAAUUGAUUUUAUUUUACUUUUUAAUUCAUUUUUUUUUCUUUUUUUACUAUAAGAUUUAACUUGUAAUUUGUAUAAAUUGCUUAUUUUUGUAAAUAUUAAUUUGAAUUUUAAAUUUAUUAUUAUUUUUUUAAUAAUACUGAAUUUUAAAGAUUACAACAGACAGGCCCGAAAGUCAGUUUACCUUGUUUUAAGUGUUUCUGGCAAACGUAAGUUUAGAACACGUAUUUUUUCUUUUAUAAAUUGAUGGAAGCGUAAUAAAAAAAAAUAUGAUUUAUUAUUUAGUCUUUGUGAUGGUUAACUGACUUUUGAGUCGCCCUGUAUAUUGAGAUCUAAAAAAUUACGCGAUUUUUCGUUUUAUACUUAUUUAAAAUUUGAUUUAGAAUUAUAAAAAAAAUGCAAAAAAUAAAUAAAUAAAACUUUUAAUAUUUAAAAAUUAGAUAGCUUUGCUACACAAAAAUCACUGCUGAUAUUUUAUAUAAGGUGCAAAAGUGUUAAAUGUGAUGCCAAUGCUGAGAAAAAUCGUUGCUGUCCUUUUUACUAAAAUUGAUAUGGUGACGUUUUGUAAAUAAAUUUUAUUUUCUUAACGAAUUUCACAUUUUAAAACUAUAUAACUAUUUUAAAAUAUCCAUUGAUAUGAUUAUGUUUAAAUCGACAAGUUAAUAAUUUAAAAAAUGACGUAUUAAUUGUAUACGAUUUGAAAAAAAGAAUUAAGGUUGGUAAAUUGCUUUCAAAUUUUAAAUUUCAAUUGUUUUUUCAUAUAUA
This is a messenger RNA of Centruroides sculpturatus (bark scorpion), 3228 nucleotides long. RefSeq names its product phospholipid phosphatase-related protein type 5-like. Gene Ontology annotation, biological process: phospholipid dephosphorylation; phospholipid metabolic process; signal transduction. The record is from RefSeq and is a predicted model, not a curated record. Bases 152 to 1327 code for a protein of 391 amino acids. The transcript has 8 exons. Gene Ontology annotation, molecular function: phosphatidate phosphatase activity. NCBI's taxonomy places the organism in Eukaryota, Metazoa, Arthropoda, Arachnida, Scorpiones, Buthidae.